Molecule: messenger RNA, 335 nt
Organism: Staurois parvus
Lineage: Eukaryota; Metazoa; Chordata; Amphibia; Anura; Ranidae
Source: the annotation of a GenBank genome assembly
UCCCAUUCUAACAGCGCAUGCGCAGCUCGGUUAUGUGAUUAGCUGUGUCCAAUCACAGCUGAUCACUGAUGAUCAGUGUAGCCCCAGCAGUGCCAUCUAUCAGUGUCCAUCUGAACUGCCUCAGUGCUCAUCCAUGCCACCUGCCAGUGCCCAUCAGUGCCACAUCAAUGUCACAUAUCAGUGCCCAUUUGAGCUGCCUUUCAGUGUCACCCAUCAGUGCCAGUCAGUGCCACCUAUCAAUGCCAGUCAGUGCCACCUAUCAGUGCUGCCAAUCAGUGCCGCCUAUCAGUGCCAGUCAGUGCCGCCCAUCAGUGUGCAUCACUGCCACCUAUCAG